This is a messenger RNA of Trichoplax adhaerens, 732 nucleotides long. RefSeq lists its product as uncharacterized. The record is from RefSeq and is a predicted model, not a curated record. Lineage: Eukaryota; Metazoa; Placozoa; Uniplacotomia; Trichoplacea; Trichoplacidae. The transcript is spliced from 4 exons. Bases 1 to 732 code for a protein of 243 amino acids.
AUGCAUGGAUUAGAAAUUCUUCUCCAACGGGAAAACUUUUCGGCUCUACUAUCCCUUUUCACGGAUUCCAAAGUUAAAACCUGCUCUAAUGCGACUUUAGCAGUCCAGCUUGUUAUUGAAGUGGCUUGCAAUAGUGAGAAGCAUGUAGAAAUUGUUCUCGCGCUAUGCCGUAAUCUUGACAUUAUUGACUGUGUGGUCACUAAUGGGCUUAACGUGUUUAGAACAUCCAAGUUUUCCGCCUCCAACGAGGAAAUGUGCCUAGCAAUGGAAAAUGCUAUUCAGAUACUAAGUGAUAUCAUCCGCGCAUCGCAUGUUACAAAUCCCCUAUCAAGUCAUUCAACUAUGGUUACCGAAACUAUUAUCGCAAUUUGUUCAUCAAAUCUUACCUCUGUAUUAGAAUUAAUGAAAUCAAGCGAUUUUAUAUCUGAUCUUGUUUUCGUCUUCUCCUCGUGUAUUAAAUUUCCCAAUAAUAUUCGCUUGUUGAGUAAUAAUCCAAAUCUCCACAAGUUUAUUGUUACCUUAAUUACAGUACCAUUAGCGGUUCUCGUCGAAAUUGAUCAACUACCAUUUAUGAUUAUAAAUUGUAUUAUGCUGAUUGCUGAAGAUAGGCAGGCAUGCUCUAAAUUGAAUACAGUUGAUAUUGCUCGCCACUUGGGCUGCUUUGAGCAGCGAUUACUCGGCGAACUGCGUCGACAUCAGCGAUUGCAAGUCAGAGCUGAAAGUUCUUUGUAA